Molecule: messenger RNA, 2205 nt
Organism: Suillus discolor
Lineage: Eukaryota; Fungi; Basidiomycota; Agaricomycetes; Boletales; Suillaceae
Exons: 14
Coding region: 1-2205 (734 amino acids)
Source: RefSeq, a predicted model, not a curated record
AUGGUUUCAACUCAGGCAACUUUAACUACUAUACUACUAUAUUGUGCGGCUGCCCGGCUGAAGAGACAUACUCCGCCACGGAGUUCAAAACCUUAUUAUUUGAGCGUCAGCGGUUAUGUGUACGUGAUUGGUCGAAUUAAUGUUCAUGCUUUGACAGUCAGGACAGACAUGCCACCGGAAUCAGAUCCAUAUUGGACAAGUGAACAACUCAAAUGGAUGGAAGACCAGGUUGCCAUGUACUCAUGGUGCUAUGAAGAUAACGACCUUUUGCUCUUCUGGCCAUUGUUGUUUGAGGUGUUUUUUGCAUGUUGGCCGCAGCGUCAGGCCUUACUCGCUGACAUACCUGAGUCUCAGGUUCUGACUGACGAGCAGCAUCACACAUUAUCCAAGGCUGAAGAUUAUUGCAAAAUGCGCAUUAAGACAUGGCUCGAAUAUAAGCGAACUCUCUCCUCGGCUUGGAUCCCAUAUGUACCGUUUCCAAUGGGAUCUCCAGACGUGCGGCAGGCAGUCUUGCAGUUGGAGCUAGCUCUAAAUGAAGUUGCCUGGACUGGAUCCUCCACACUCAAUUCUGGCCUUCCAAGACCUUAUAUUAUUAACAAUGCCGGCACCCCCAUGGGCAUCAAAAGAGCAGACGCUCUGGCUUCACGAACGUUUUCCAGCAUAUCUGGAUAUCCAGAACACGCAGUCCUCUUUCCCGGCAUAUCCGAGAAUUUGCUUUCUCCGGAGCAAGCUGCCGCUGUUGAGGUGGCAAAGGAAGCAUGUAAGGUGCCAUUAGUCGAGGCUGAGGCAGAAGCCGGCAAUGUGGCAAGUUCUGGCAAGCACGUUGCACUCGGUCAAAAGUUCUCGAAGGAGUUGCUGGAUGACGAGUCUGACAAUGUUAAGGCUGAGAUUCGCGCGAAGUACGAGGAACGGCUGAAAGCUCACAAGAACACCAAACGCAGGACUCAUGCUCUUGAUGAUGAUGAUAGCGACAAUGGUGAGACGGAUGCAGAGUUCAUCACACAAGGUAUUGAUGACUUACCUGUGAUUUGCCGUCGCUUCGCACAACUUGUGAAGCAUAAGACUCAGUUCCUUGUGUCAUUCAUGUUUGCUGGGCCCGAUCCAAGGAAUAAUUGGGACAUGACGACUUUAUCUUGUCAUCCUUUGGAAACACCUGAAGGAAAAUCAUUUCCUGUGUUGUAUGAGACAGCUGACAGAGCCUUCCUAGAGGCCUUUCAACAGUAUGCUGAACAGAUCUUUCCUGCAAACAAGCGCAAACCUAGUGCAGGCGACAACAGCGAGAGCAAGAUGGCCGAGGAGAGUGAUGAAGGCGAGCCUGAGGGGGAGAACAAAAAGUUGGUAGAGGAGGAUUUUCAGGGUGAGAUGGCUGGGAUGGGGAUGGGGAACUCUGGCAACGCCAGCCCUAUGACAGGAACAGUCGUCCUUUCGAUUCCUGGUGCAUUGGAUCCAUUAGUUGAUGCAUCAGUUGCGCCUGGCUUGCAUCAUGCAAAUGACACGCAUCAUGGGAACGGCAUGCAGACAACCAUGCAUGGGACACAGACUGAGCUGCCAUACAGUAUGCAGGCUCCUCCAGCCUAUGACACACAGGCCACGUAUGGGACGCAAGCCCACCUUGCCUAUAACUCAGACUCACGGGCUCAGUACCAUGCCCACGCUCAUGCAACUGCAUCACUCUCUCAUGCAUCCUUCCAGACUGCCCUUCCUCACACCAAUGCAUCAUUUCAGCAAGGAUUGUCACUCCCGAUGCAGAUGGGCAACUACCCUGGCUUCAGCGUCGAGCCUUCCAAUUCAUUCUCACAGGCUGACAUCACCCCCAACUUUUCGUUUGCUGAGGGGUUUCAGGUCCCAAACUGGAACUUCUUUGACACAGGAUUUCCUGCUCCUCAAGGCAGGUGGCCACUGUCAUUAGGUCUUCUGUCCCCCACCUCUGCAGAGCGCAGUAGCACGGCUGAAAUCAAUGACGACUCACUUCCUAUUAUGCCGUCACCUGUUCCUGCUAAGACCAUUGGAGCCUCCCUUCCCAUGCUGCCUUCACCUGUUGACUCACUUCCCGUCCCUUUGCCUACUGCGCCUUCUCUCGCUCCAGCUCUAGAAACUUCUCGCCCUCCUAGCACGAAGGCUAGCAUGGAGCCGAAACCUGCAAAGAAGUGUUCCAAUGCCAACCGACACAAUUACGGAGUUUGCAUCCGCUGUACCUACUACUAA